Molecule: messenger RNA, 2624 nt
Organism: Aspergillus ibericus CBS 121593
Lineage: Eukaryota; Fungi; Ascomycota; Eurotiomycetes; Eurotiales; Aspergillaceae
Exons: 5
Coding region: 1-2535 (844 amino acids)
Source: RefSeq, a predicted model, not a curated record
AUGAGGUUCACCUUCCUUCUUCCUCUCUUCAUCAUCAGCGCCACAGCCACCCAAUCGACCGUCCUCGGCGGAGACACAACGUGUGGUGAUCAAGACCUAGAAGCAUCAUGCUGCGACCCCGACAGCAAGCUCUGCCAGUUCCUGAGCGCGCUCGAUCCCUGUGCCUCGAACCAUGUCUACUGUUGUGACUUUUCCAACAACAUCGAGCGAUUCCUCGAUUGGCUUAUUAUCGUGGCUGAGAUUAGCUUUUCUCGUAUGCUGGCCGCAGUCAGGCGUCCGACUGACCAGGGAGCAUGGACGUUUGGCGAACUACGAGAUACUAAAAGCACCAAGAAUGGUCGCUUUGGGAUCUAUGAUGCAGUCGAAAAUUGCGGGGGCCAAAACAAACUUCAAUCCUUGAUUCAGGAGAAGCGCUGGGCUGUGUACAUCACAUGCGCUGUGAAACGAUAUGCAGCUUGGUGGUUUAACUGUCUCCCAGAUCAGGAGUCUAUUCCAACAACAGCGGACAUUCGGAAGGAUGCAUAUGCGAACAUUGUUAAACCCGAGAAAAGGCUGGACUGGGAGGAGAAACUUCUACCGCCCCUUGACGUGCUCAUGGUAUGGCAUGCGCAUAUGCUGAAUCCACGAAAGUAUCUCGAGGACUGCAUCCGGUAUGGCAAAAUGUAUGUCUGGGGGGCUAGCUUUCCGUGGGAGCUCGUUGAUCGCCACAUUGACGGCGGCACAUUCGAAUAUGUAUCAAACGAGGAUACACGCAAGUCUUUUGAGGCCCAGCUGGGCUUCAGCUGGGAUAAUUCGCUUGACCCAUCCACCACUACCGUUGAAUGCCCCAAGUGCAGUAGCAUGGUCUUCGUCGACUGGAUCAACGGCCAUGUCGGGUCAUGUAUCGACCAUCCGUUUAGUGAUUUUACCGGACUCGCAGACAGAGGCUUUGGUGCUACCUGCCAUGAGUGUCAUUUUGUAAUUGAUCAUGAUCGGCUCAAGGUGGCCAAGUGGCGUCGGGAUGUACGGUCACUGCUGGAGCACGAUAAGCCUAUGCGAGGAUGCUUCUACAACACCCGUGGUGUCCCCUUUCCAGUGCCGGAGAGCUGGAAGAAGACAUCAUAUCUAUACCCAAGCCAGCUCAUUCAUGUUGUUGGUGUUGACAUGCUGGAGUUCACUGACCCCACGGCCGAUAAUUGCCACAACAUCUCCGAUCUGCGCGAAUAUCUCGAGGAAAGGAUCAAAGAGCGCAAGACCCUGCAGAUGGCUCAUGAUACAUAUAUCUUCACGAGCCGGCCCAUGCGAGCUGAGAAGCUGUGCAUUCGCCGGAUGAUGGCCCGGUACUGGGAUAACUCAGGUCCAUUUGCCCUUGAUUUGACAGGCGCCGUCAUCAGACAGGGGAAGUUCGUCCAACAAAUGGACCGUAUCAACUGGAUCAGGUCGCCGACUCUUCACGCUACCAUCAACAGGCUAAUUGCCAAGUAUCAAAUCUUCUUCCAGAUCAUGGUCGAUCACCCCAAACAUAUGGCUGUACCCACACUCGAUGUGGAUCUGGCGUGGCACACACAUCAGCUAUCCCCGGCACGAUACUAUAAUUAUAGUGUCCGAUCAACUAGUCGCCCAGUGCGACUUAUUGACCACAAUGACAAAGUUGAUGAGCUAAAGCUGAGCAACGGAUUUGAAUGGACUUGUAAGGUAUACCGUGAAGUUACCAACGGGGGCGUCUACAGCGAAUGCAUCUGUUGGUAUUGUGAGGCGAUCCGCUAUCCGGAUAUAUACGAGCGUUUCCGCGCCUCUGCAGCCAUCUUCAAUGCUCGCAGAGCCAUCAAUGAGCUUCACAAUCGGCCGAACGUUGCUUCUGAGCCUGACCGUGGCCCUCAUAUCUCUGUUCAUAAUGCUGUACGCCUUCAGCAAUUAUCCAAGUCGGAGUCAACCGAAAGAGAAGUCCGGGCCCUGCGACUUUUAGAAGCCCACAAGAAGGCUGUCAGACGAGCUGAAAGGCGUGCCCAUUCCCCUAGGCCCGGGGGAAGUCCGACAGCGCUUGAAUCUGCUAUCGCGGCUGUCAGUUCAUUUAUCUUGCCGAAUCCCACCGCAGAUUCAGUUUCACAGGACGAGAUAAGUAUCUCGUCCGAGGAGGAACCACGGCCUGAGAAGAACGAGAACAUCGGAGACGCUAUUGAGAAUUUCUUCGACGCGGUUGAGGGUCUCGUAGAUGGACUAACUGAUCUAUUCCCCGAUCAGCCACACUCGACAGACGGAUCCCAUCAUGGAAUGGGAGCUUGUAUUUCGGGAACAUGUAAUGCUUCUGUCGCGGCUGGGAACUGUGGAGCAUGUGGAAGUGGAGCUUCGUGUGGUGCUUGUGGGGGCUGUGGCGGCGGCGGAGGAUGCGGUGGUGGUUCUGGAGGAUGUGGUGGUGGUAGCAGUGGUGGAGGGUCCUGCGGUGGAAUACUGGAAACCGCCCUGGCGGAGGUUCUGCGGAGCGAGUCUAAUGUGAGGAUAAGCAUUGUGUCUCUUGAUGGGAAUAUCGAACAGGAAGAAGAGGAGGUCGUAGAGUAAGGACGAGAUCAACGAGAAAAAUGCCGGCCCGAUCACCUGAUCUGCCACUGUCAAUUGGAGGCCUAGAAAGGCAGAAUGAUGUGAAGAAU